Varroa destructor (honeybee mite) is the source of this 16004-nucleotide messenger RNA. RefSeq names its product E3 ubiquitin-protein ligase HUWE1-like. Gene Ontology annotation, cellular component: nucleus; cytoplasm. Lineage: Eukaryota; Metazoa; Arthropoda; Arachnida; Mesostigmata; Varroidae. Gene Ontology annotation, molecular function: ubiquitin protein ligase activity; zinc ion binding; protein binding. The record is from RefSeq and is a predicted model, not a curated record. Gene Ontology annotation, biological process: protein polyubiquitination; ubiquitin-dependent protein catabolic process.
AUAAUAGGUGCCAGCUACUCGCGAAGUGCUUGCGUCGCUCCCGAAUGUGUUUACAGCGUUGUGUCUUAAUACUCGGGGCCUUGAAGCAUUCGUGCAAUGCCAGCCUUUCGAGCGAAUUCUCAAGGUGCUAAUAUCGCCGGACUACUUAUCGGCUAUGCGUAGGAGGCGUAGUUCAGAGCCUCUUGGUGACACCGCUGCAAAUUUAGGUAACUCAAUGGACGAAUUAAUGCGACAUCAGCCAUCCCUUCGCGCCCCUGCUAUGUCUGCUAUCGUGGGUCUCCUACGUGAACUUUGUGAGAUGGGUUCCAAUCCCGCUUUGGUCUGCCUGCGAACGCACGGCAAGCCGACAGGUAGUGGUGGAAGUUCAUCUGCCGGCGAAGGCGUCGAUCAGGGAGCAGGAGGCAGAUCCGGAACCGAUGAAGAGGGGAGUGGAGCCCCUGAGACAAUUGAGAAUGAAGGCGAGGGCCAAGUUAUCGAGGUGUCGUCCGAAAGUGACAAUGAUGACGAUGAUGGGGAGGAGGAGCGUGAAAGUCCUGAAUCGCGUGGAACGAGCGUCGGACAGCCGGGCGGAGCGAAUGCAUCCUCUGUGACAGCAGGGGAAUCGGCUGUUGGGUCUUCCAGUGGACGGGCUUCAGGUACACCGGCUAGCGGCUGCUCGGGCCGUGCUGGCUCUGGGAUCGUCGGCGGUUCAGAUACAACUGCGGCUGCAAGAACAACUGUACCGCUCGUCGACUAUAUUUUAAAUGUGACCAAAUUUGUCGAUGCAAUUUUAUCCAAUAAUUCCACCGACGAUCACUGUAAAGAAUUUAUACGUCAACGAGCCCAUGUUCCGCUAUUGCGCAUCUUAGCGUUGCCUAAUUUGCCUUUAGAUUUUCCUAUAUCGCCUGCCUGUGUUGGUGUUGCAUCAGUCUGCAAGUCUAUCCUGAAUUUGGCUCACGAGCCCGUCCUUCUCUGGGAAGGACUUGAUCAGCUUAAUGAAGUCGUACAACGUUUAGAACCAUUGUACAAUCCAGUUCCCUCGGAGGCCCGAGGUUUGACAUUGGCAGGUACGAGCAGUAGGCCUGCUGGGUCAAUCCUACUGCAGGAGCUUGUGGAUGCACGUGGCGCAGAGCCCGGACCACAAACGGCACCGCUAUUUCAUGCAAUGGCGGCAACUCAUGCUUAUGUCGUUAUGUUUGUACACGUGUGCCGUACCGGGCAAAGUGACAUACGUCGGUUAUCAGUUAAUCAUUGGGGAUCUGAACUGGGUCUGCGAGUGUUAAGUACGUUAGCGCAACUGUACCUUGCACUUGUCUGGGAGAGCACGUUGCUUUUGUCCCUUCGGUCGGAUACAGUUUCGUCGAAUGCAGCGUUGAGCAGCAGUACCUGCUCAGGUAGCGCUAAUAUAGCGCGCCAACAAUUGGCUCGCCUCGCUGGUAUUAUAUCAGCUUCGUCAAGUAACGGUUCAGGUGGCCUUUCUAACAAUACUGAUGAAGCGUCUUCGCCUAUGGAUGUUGACCAGACUGAUUCUAAACCCGCAUCUCUAGCAUCAUCUCAGGUCGGCGGUUCGGGCGGUGGUAAUUCCAAUGCAAAGAUUGCUGCGGCAGUAAAACAAAUACAACCUUUAUUGACAGGCGCCUCUCGAUUGGGUAGAGCACUAGCUGAACUAUUCGGAUUGCUCGUGAAGUUAUGUGUAGGCAGUCCAGUUCGGCAACGACGUAACCAGCAACUGACAACACAACCUGCGCCUCCGAGUCCAGCUGCAAAAGCAAUCGCCAUGGCACUGACGCGACUGCUCGCACAAGGCUUGUCAUGGACGCCUCCCAAAGAUAGCGAGACUUUGUUUGAUCCUAGCUCCACGAAGAGCUGUUUUACUCUCUACAUAUGCUCAGCGGGAUUUACCUCUCCAAUGCUCUUCGAUGAACGAAAAAUGCCGUACCACCUUAUGCUACACAAAUUUGUUGCUUCAGGAGGUCUCGAAGCCUUUUUUCAGGCAUUUGAAUGGGCUAUGAAGUACUGGCCUGGCGGAGACGGUAAUCAAGAAAACGACGCAGGUACAUCAAAUGAAGACGCAUCAACGAAAGGUGGACCCUCUGAGUUUACUGACGUAGCUGGUGAAUUUUUAGACGCCUGGUUGCUCCUGCUCGAAAAACUGACCAACCCACGAGCCGUUAUUGACACGCCCCACGUACUUCCUAGCGUGACUCCAAUGGCUGGAGGUCAACAACAAGACACAGCUUCGGAGCCUCAUUUCAACGCGCUGCAGUACCUGAUGCAUGUGCAUCGUCGCACAUUUGCAGCGUGCACCCGUUUGUGGGGCCGCCGGCCUCCGCGCGCCUACGGUGACCGUAUGACUGAGUCUUUACUUGCUAUUCUCUGUCACUUACUCAAAGGAGAAGCAAUCAUCAACGAGCGUCUUGAACAGCAGCAGCAAUCGGGAACUAGGGGCACUAGUCUUUUGGGAGGAUCCCAAGGACAUCAUUCAGGAGCUUUAGCACAAGUGAACAAUGCCCAGACAACAAUGGCAGCGGACAUGAUCCCAUUAGCUGGAGCAGAAGCCGAGACAUCAGAGGUUACCUCCGAUGGCCUUCCUGGGGUCCUUUUUGGUUCUGCAGGAUCAUCUUCAUCUGGAGGAGCUGCAGGUGUUGCGAGUGGGUCGUUUGCUCCGUUUGGCAUGCGGCCACUGGAAAUCGUGAAUAAUAGCACUAGUGGCGGUAGUAGUGGCACAAGUGGGCUCGGGGCGACAGCAUCAGCCAUGGAAGUUCAGCAGCUGGUUGACAUGGGUUUCGAUCGAGCGCGCGCCACAGCCGCACUUGCUCAAGCCCGCAGUCUCGAGCAAGCUGCGGAGCUUCUACUUAGUGACCCUGAUGCGCACCAACCUCCGCCAACGGGUCAUUUCCACAUAGUCCAUCCUGGCGUACAACAACCCUCCUCAACUCCGGAACAGAUGCAUGCUAUAAGCGACGAGUCGAACAAUGAACAGCAAGGCAGUGAUGCUGCCAGAAGUAACAGAAAUAGCGAAGGAGAUAGCGUUGGUGGCUUAACUGUGGAUUGUGGGCAAGGAGGCUCAACUAGUAUGUUUUCUGAACGCGGCACCGUAAAACAUAAAGAGGAAAGGCUUACGAAUUUAGCUCCUAUCGUGCAUCUGGAGGAUGAGAAGCCGAUUGAUAAAGCAGCGAUGGAUUCGUUCACACAGGAACGUCUGUUACCGGGUGUACUCUCCCUUCUUGGAGUCCUGCCGGAUUCAGUAUACCGUGUUUGCGAUCUACUUGCGGUCGUAGUGGCCCGCAACGGGCCCGAAUGGCGCGACUUUGCUUUACAGCGGCUUUUGGGUGAAGUUAAGGCCCGUGCCACGCAUCUUCUAACUUCAUCGACCACCGAAAACGACAACGCCACACCUGGCAAUGCAGAUACAAUGGAUAGUAUCAACGAUGCAUCGCAGCAUCUGGCUGUUAUUGUUCAUCUAGUUACCUUACUAUUUGACGAAAUGCGGCCCGCAUGCGCUCAGUUAUUGGAACAAAGCGAAAUGGUACCUCUAUUGUGUUUGCUUGUCGAAAAAUAUGCAUCUAACGCACCACCACGAACGCAGCCUCAGCAUCAUUAUCAGUCCUCGGAUCCAGGCACAGCCAGUUCUCAUGUUGUUAAUACUGGAGGUCAGUCGUCUACGAUAUCAGCAAGGUCGGCUCCGCCUAGUUGCAGUGCUGGUAGCGUGGUGGGUCCACCUCGGUGGCUUGUUAGCGUUAUUCUACUGUUAGACCUUUAUGAGAAAGCGGUUUUAGCACUUAACCGACGCCUCCCUUUGGUGAGGGGACUGGGUGCGAACCGACGCAAAUGGAAGUGGUUUGAUGAACGCUCAGGACGUUGGACGGCUUAUACGCCUGCUAAUAAUCAGACUAUCGACGAAGCUUACGUUAGCGGAUUACCGACGGUGCGAUUUUCUGCUAGCAGACGGAAGUACUCGGCGGACUUUACAUCAAUGAUCCAGGUAAACGAGGAUUCAACACAUUGUCGACCGAUGAUGUUAACGUGGGAUAAGUGGGAACAGCCAUACGUUCAGGUGAGCUCCAGUGAGACUACCUCUGCAUCCGAAGCUUCUAAUGAAUCAAACGCGCCACAACAGCAAAAUACCACAGAGCGAACUGCAGUGUCAAUUACCAAUCAAGGUCGAGGUGGGCUUUCGGAGUUCAAUUUGGACCUUCCGAAUGAGCCUUUGGAGGGGUUACGGUCCGGCCACAAGGAGGUGCUUAUCCGGUCCUGUGUGCAACUGUUAGCCAGUCCUGUCGAUGCAGAUACUCUUCACGCAUUACUGCGUCUUACCCUUCGUCUAACACGUAGUUACACAGAGGCAACGCUAUUUGCCGAAGCUGGGGGUAUUCGAGCGUUACUCGCUCUUGAUGUAACAGCAUGUCAACCUUUUUCGGGUUUUACAUCUCUCGUUACUCUCAUUGUUCGCCACGUAAUGGAGGACCCUAGAACCUUGCAAGCAGAAAUGGAACGUGUUGUACAAGGUUCGGUAUCACAGCAUGUUCCACCACUCGCACUGUCAGGUCAUCCGGGUGUGGGGAACCAUGGAGCCUUGUCAGAAAUGCAUUACACGCUCCGAGUUUUGGGACCAGCUACAUGCCGAGACCCAGUAUUGUUUACGGAGGUAGCUAAGAAUCAGCUUCGAAUCUCAUUAAUUCCAUCGGGGGCAUCCGCGACCAGCGGCCAAAACAGUGGUACCAGUAAGAGAGCAGGUAGUGGAGGCAGUAGCGGAGUUGGGGGAAGUACCAAUAGUGGUGGCGGUAUUAAUCAGCAAGAGUCACUGGCAGAUGAUGACGCGGACGCCCGACUUGCAUCCCCCUCUGCUGUACAACGACUUCGAGUUGCAACGUCAUCGUCAUUAGCACAAUCAUCGGGAAUGAAUAGCUCCAAUUACAGCACGAAGUCAACGCCACAGUCAAACGGGAGUUUCACGUCCGUGCCUCCCUUGUCGCCAGUAGCCAGCCAGGUGGUGGCAGAAUUAUUGGAAACUCUGGUUAUUGGUCAGGAGACCAACAACAUCGAUAGCGCGCAUGAUGGAGUUGCAGGAGGCGCCGUACCGUUGUUGCCUCGAUCAGCCAUUUGCCGCUUGCUAGCUGAAUUAGUAGCAAGCUAUCCUGCUGUGGCACGCCUUUUGGUCGAGCAUCGCUAUGUAGGUCCUCCAGAACCGUGCUCGGCCUUGUCAUUCAUUAUAGAUCACCUAUUGCCCGCGCAGCAGCUUCCAUCGACAACAGUAUCAAGCCAACAGGGAGCGCAACAAAGCGGAGAAAAUGGACCAUCGAGUGGGACGCCUGGUGGUUCGUCAUCACCGGCACCUGGUGACAAAGAUGCCGCUGCACUGUCUCGGGUGCUUAUUACGACAUUAGCUGGAUGCAGCCAGCCUCCUGAGGUCCAACAGUGCCUACUACACGAGCUGCGUUCGGGCAUACAACGCGCGUUGGCACUACCUGAGAGUCCGGAGAAGCAUGCACGUAUACAGGCGCUCACUGGGCUUAUCGGUUGUGUGGCUCGCGCCGCAUCACAACAGCCGGCACCCGGUCGAAACUCUUCGGCUGGUGGUGUUCCGGGUAAUACGUGCAGUGCCCCAUCACGUCUGGUAGCGCUUUUGAUAAAGCGUGGUUUGUUGUCUGACCUUGCAAGGGUGGCGCACUCUCUCGAUCUUUCGUCGCCGCAUCUGGCUGCUACUGUAAACUCUGCGCUGCGUCCUCUUGAAAUGUUAACCAGCUCUAGUCAUUUAGCUGGCACAGGACCCUUCCGAAAGGGCAAAAGCCAAGGCUCGCAGCAACAUCAUGGGCGGUCAUUCGCUGACGUGGUGGCAGGACGAAGUCGUGGUGAUUUGGGUGUUGAUGAAGCAGAUGAAGUCGCAGCUGGGGAUGACGAUGAUGCCGAGAUGGACGAUAACGUCAUGCACCGUUCUGCACAGGAGGAAGGUGUUGGAAGCGGUAGCGUUGGUGGUGGUGUGGCUAUACCAACCCUUGACAACAUAAUGGAGAUGAUACUCGAAAAUGACAUUAAUGGCACCCUUGACGCCGUUGUCAACCGCACUAUUGGACUGGACCACCAUCGUGCUCCUCUUGAACACCACGUUCGAUUGGAAAUGGAAUUAGACAGACCUGAGGCGCGUGGAGGUUUAAUUGAACUUCGACAGCACCAAUCGAGCAACCGAACUCUUCCUGAAGACGAGGAAAUGGAUGAUAUGGAAUUGGAAGAGGAAGACGAUGAUAAUGUAACCGUGGAUGGCGUAGAUACUGGUGAGCACAGAGAUCGUGAAAGGAGGCACCGCAGGCCUCAUCAUUCCGCCGUCGCUGGUGAGGACGAAGCGGUUGAUGACGUGGAACCUGACGAAGAAGAUUCCCAUAUGAUGGCCGAUGACUCCACGGAUAGAGGAGCUAACCAUCCAACAGGCGGAGGAAUGAGUGCUAGAUUCAGUCGUCUAGAAGAUGAGGACGAUGUUGUAGUCCCAGUGGAAGAGGCAGACGAUGAUGACGAUGAUGACGACGAUAGCGACUCCGAAACGAACGAUGGUCCAGACGGACCGCCGUUGUCCGAGCGAGUAGCAAUCACCCAGGUGGUACCCUCUAGCCAACAGCAGGAAAACAUGUCAGGCACUUCUGUGCAGGUUAUUGGCCCAGCUGUGUCAGAUGUGCAAGGUGCUCAAAAUGGGACCGGUAGCGGUCAAGAGAAUCGGUCGAGCGCCACAGUCGGUCAAGCAGCGGAGCAGGAUGAAGAUGAUGAAGAGGACGAUGACUUUGAUGAGGAAGAAGAUGAAGAUGAUGAAGAUGAAGAUGAACUGGACGGCGAGAAUCCGUUAUUCGGGCCGGCAGAAGCGGGACUUGGCUCAACACUUUUACGGAUGGAGCAACGAGCACAUGCUCACACCUCACACAUGGGCACAUCUGGACAGCAGCGUGGAUCGUCAAAUUCUGCGAAUCCAUUUACAGAGAGUCUUUUUCUGCAGGUUGAUCUGGAAGACAUGUUUCCGUCGCACAUUUUCACUGGGGAAGGCAGUAAUGACAGUGGUGUAGGCCGGUAUCUCCCUUCGAUCUUAGACUGCGACCCCGCUGACGGACUGGCACCGGCUGUGCCACCGGCCCCUGGAGCUGUGGCAGCCUCACAUCCGUUGUUAAGUAGAACAGCAGGAAGAGGUGGUAGUAAUGUUGGCUCGAGUUCACAGGGCGGUUCCGGCACUGACCGAGGCGGUGGCAGCCGAAGCAGUCGAGGACGAACACUUGCAGUACAGAGCAGUAACCGACUGGUCGGAGGCACCGGCAAUGGCAGUGGACGCGCUACCACUGUCGGAGCUGCCUGGCACUUCCUCAGCGGUCGUGCAAAUCCACCAGCAAUUUUGCAAAGGAUCUUCGGUAAUCCUUCAAGUGGCCAUGACCACACACAUCUGCCCGUUCACAUCUCUGGAGGCGGAGGUCACUUCGGAGGUAGCGGAGGACAUGGAGAGGGUAACCCCGUAGCUGCUACAGGCCGUGUACUUUUCGCCAAUCCAAUAUUAGAAGCACCUGACGAUUGGUUUGUUGAUAUGUAUGACGAUCCUGGCCUAGGACUGAGUCUGAAUGGGUUAGGCGGUGGUGUUGGGGGUUCAAGAGGCGCAACUCAUACGAAUGGCGUUCCGUCAGCUCACGCACGCUGGAUUGAAGAGAGCCGUGUACUUGACGGUGAUUCACUGCAUGAUGCUGUAGCUUUAGUUAAGCCCGAAAUCGUUCCGCACCUUGAGAAGCUUCGUGAUCAAGAGCUAGCUCAAAGAAAGGAAAAACGCGCCCGAGCAAGAGCAGCUCAGGAAAAGAACAAGCAAGUAGAACAGCAGCAAAACACAAGUGGUAAAUUCAAGUCAACUACAGUCGACGACCAAACAUCGAAUGAAAUUGACUCAGUUUCCGGUCAACGACAUGAAUCUGCCAGCGGAUUUAGCAAUAACCCGUCAGAAACCAUGGACAUGACAGUUGUGAUUGAGCCGACAACCUCAUGUGUGCACGAGGAUUUCGCCCAAAGCAUCGUGGAAGGUCUGCUUAGACCUUCUUUAACUGGGCAAGGUUCAAGUCCUAACGCAACGGGGGAACCAUUAGUUACAACCCAACAAAAUGAUCAGGGAACACGCCAUGCAGCUCUAACAAGCAGAAGCGGGACGACUGAACGCCUUUCAACAGUUUCUCCUGUAACGAUGAGCGGUGCUUUUGAGCAAGCAACAACGAACACGCAUGCCUCAGCAUCAGGGGCUACAUCUGCCUCCACGGGGGCCCAGGCUGACGAAGAACACUGGCUAGCUGAUGAACAAACGUCACAAUCAGGUGCUAGUUUGGGUGAGGGUCCUGAUGGACCUGACCCUGAGGUAGCAACCGAUGACAGUGCGCCCACAGAAGACCAACACACAAGUGAGCGUAAUGACGAACGUGGCAACGAGGCAGGUGCCAAUGACCAUGACGGGGAUGUACAGCCAAUGGACACCACGACAGGAUCAUCUCCGCAAAGAAUCAACCAAGUUAGCAGCGAUAACAGAAUUGAGACAACAGAGGAUAAUCACGAAAAUCUGAUGAAUCAGCCCACUGUAUUAGCACCGGAUGAAUCUCACCAUCAAAUACAAGCCAAUAAUCUAUUGAGUUGUGAUGAAUCGGGAGGUAAUCUUAUGGACACGGGUACGCCAUCUGGUACUGCACCUGUAAUAUCGCAUGACGUGCAUAUGAUCUCUCCUGAAGGAUCCCAUCUCGAUACUUCUGCCUACAGCAGCGUCCAAAACGCGUCUAACAACUGUAUUAGUGAGGGAGGUGGAGCAGAUCUCACGGAUCAAAUGCAGGUUCAUCUGCAGGCUGAAACCAGUAGUCCACAAGGAGAGCAGAACCGGGGCGAAAAUGUCAGGGAUGAUGUUGCAACAGGAGUAGGUGCUAGCUGUUCUCUCGAAGAUGCAUCCCAGUCAAGUGGGGCGGCCACGCUAUCCGGAACAGGGAACGAGUACUCCGCUAUACUAGGAGAUAUGGAGGUACCAGAAGGGGUAGAUCCGUCAUUCCUCGCUGCUCUUCCUGAGCACAUGCGUCAAGAAGUUAUUCAAGACCAUUUACGCAUGCAGAGACUCAGCCAACAACAAAGUCAGCAGUCUCAGCCUCCGGGGAGCUCACAAAAUGUUGCUGGAAACACAGAAGCGAGCACUGGUAUUGGGGCGUCAGGCUCUUCAGGGUUGUUUAGUGAAGUAAAUCCCGAGUUUUUAGCAGCUCUGCCGCCAUCCAUUCAAGAAGAGGUGCUGGCACAGCAGCGCGCGGAACAGCAGCGGUUAGCUGCGGCUUCGUCUGCGCCAGACGCUCCAGCUGAUCCGACGGCCUUCUUCUUAACACUGCCUGCAGGCUUACGUCAGACAGUACUCCAGGACCUGGACGACUCACUGCUUCCUGUUUUACCACCUGACCUAGCACAAGAAGCACGUACACUACGGGCACAAGCACUCCAGCAGCGUGAAUUGCUUCAAGAUCGGUUCUUUAGCCAUACGUCUGGAGGGACCAGCACAACGUUGUCUCGCAUUUUACGGACAGCGGUGAAUCGAAUAGGCGGAAGCGGUGCGGGAGCUCGCUAUACUAUUCACACACUUCCAUCUCGAGCCACAGGCGGUCGUGGCGGUCAAAGUUCGUGGGGAUGGCAGAGCUCUCUUGGAGGAAGCCUAGGAAGCAGCAGUUUGAUGGGCCGACAACGUAACCUAGCACGUCAACUUGUGGACUGGGAGGCUUUAGCCUGCCUUCUUGUGUUAUUGUUUGUGGACGAACCGCGGUUGCACACAGCUCGCUUGCAUAAGGUGCUUCGUAAUUUGGCAGCACAUGAACCGACACGACGUUGGCUCGUUCAAGCACUUCUAUCUAUGCUCGACCGAGCGGGCGCAAACAUCUCAACUUCAGGUUCAGCUACGCCUUUCUCAUUUGAGCAGCACAACAAGAGUGGAACCGCGCCAUGUCGCUGGCUUUCUGUAAGUUUAGAUGCAGCCUUGGGCUGUCGCACAGCGGUUUUCCAUCUAGCUGAUGGCCAAGUGCUUAUUCAUCCGCAAGCAGCACAUCUCGUGUGUCGGCAUGCGCUUGAUGCCCUCAUCUCACUCGGAAAGUCGUUUCCACAACAUUUUAUGCCACAUUCAAGUCACCAGACGGCUUGUCAGGGCAUCGACAGCAGUGUGACCAGUAGUGGCCAACCUGAGGACUUCUGGACUCUUAUCGUAAGACUAGAACAGCAAAGUCAGCAAAGUCAACUUGCGAAUAGCAAAGGAAAGGGGAAGAGCGUUUUGACAUCUGCCAUCAAGAAUCAAGGCGGAUGCAGUAGCAAAGAAAGCGUCAUCAAUAUUGGUACUGGAAAGAAAAAUGACCAGCCCUCUGGAAGUGCAAAUGGACUAUUAAACGAUUCAAGCGAACUGGGUGAUUCUACAGAGCUUGCAGAUGGAACUAAUAUCACUAGCAGAGACAACUUGAGCGCUACUGCAAAUUCCACACAUUUGCAUUCAGCAGCAACAACUGCUGGCACCUCAGGCAAGGUCGUAAUCGAACAGAUGAGCGGAGCGCACCUUGCUGCAUGUCCUUUAUUCCAAUUAACACUGCACUUGGGUCAUCCAGUGGUGCGUCACUCGCAGCUGCUUACAGACCGACUGCUGCGACUGCUUGCUCUUGUUGUAGUGGCCAUCGAGGAUCGGCCCACCCAUAUAUUUUCUUCUGCGACAGCAGAGGCGGCGACCGCAUCGACGACUUCGGUACCUGCCUUAGCUGCCGAGGAGACAACGGCUUCGCAGCCUUCACGCUCUUCAGAUUCUUUAGUAGUAGGUGUUGCAACAGAACCAGCAUCGGCCGAGAACACAGCAACAGUCGAGACAGGGGAAGGGUCUUCACCCGACAAUGCUGAAGCAGCGAUCGUAUCUGGAACUAAUGAAAUUUCAGAAACUACUGGUUCAACAGGAGAAGUCCCGUCUUUGAUGUCAAGAAAAGAAGGUUUUGGUGACAGCAAAAAUAGUCGCAAUCGGAGUGAAGAAAAAGACCAAAGUAAAAUACCUUGUGAUUAUGCGGGCAGGGAUGAGUGUACAUCAGAUGCCGCCAACAGAAAAAAUGAUGAUGAAGAGGUUGAGCGACUAAAUAAAGAACGUCAGGAGAGGGAGGCAGAAACAGAACGUGUGUUAUGUAAUCAUCUACGCUUAGCAGUGGAUGCACUUACAAGCAAGUCGUGCUCUGAGGCCGGACUCGAAGACGCCACGACCCUACUGCUUCGUCUGUCAAAGGGAUCUUCUUCGGCACGGAAAGUUGUCCUUCGAUUACUACUUGAAGGAGCCCGCCAACUCGGACACACACUCUGUGAGCACAUUCGGCGCCUUGAAGAUGAAUUAAAAACUAUGCGUGGUGCAACGAACCCUGCAGACGUUCCUGCUGAUCAACGACCAGGGCCUAAUGGAUCUCGUGGAAUGAUUCAGGACCGAUUUACGUCUUCAGCUGUGGUUAUAACGGCAGGUGGCCAAGGCCGGGUAAGCGGUCAAAGCGGUACGAGAAGUCUUCAGACAGGAGCAGCCAGCCGGGAGUUACAAUUAGCCUCAAUGGCUACAUUGACAGCAAAAACAUCAAGCCAGGCGUUUCUGCUUCGAGUUCUUAAAGUAAUUAUUCAAUUGCGUAACUGUGCUCAAAACGUCCAUAAUGCCCAGCAAGUGCAGCGACAAAAUAACGGCGGUGCGGGAACCAGCGCAGCUGGAAGCGAGCCCGUUAGAGCAGUGGAACCGCUACCAGCGCUGAGUGCGGAGCUGGCAUUAGAUGCGCUUUGGGCCAAACUAUCAGAUUGCCUCUCCGAACUCGCGGACGCGCCCGAUCAACACGCUGUACUUGUGCUUCAACCUGCUGUUGAGGCGUUCUUCCUCGUACAUGCUGCCUCUUUCAGAGAUGUCGGUCAAGUUGGAAAUUCUGGCUUGCAAGAUAGGUCUGUUGAAGGUGAGGGCGCUCCCCACCGCUCUGUAUCAGGAUCACUGGGAACUAACAGCUCUUCAGAACCAAUGGCAACAGAAGCUGCAGAACACCUUUUGCAAGAUAUGGCGCCCGUGUCACCGGCACCCCAGGCAGAAAGUGAAUGCGGAUUUGAGGUUGGUGGUACAGGUAGUGCAGAUGAAGACGGAAGCUCUGACAUGCGGAAGUUUUUAGCAUUCGCGGAAACACACCGUAUGGUGCUAAAUCAGAUUCUCCGCCAAUCUACGGUGCAUUUGCCUGACGGUCCAUUUGCUGUACUUGUUGACCAUACUCGAAUUCUAGACUUUGAUGUGAAGCGUAAGUAUUUCCGCAGUGAGCUCGACAAAGCGGACAACGCAGGUGGUAGUGGACGACGAGAGGAUGUUGCCAUUCACGUUAAGCGAGAGCACGUCUUUGAAGAUUCUUAUCGUGAGUUACAUCGUCGACCGCCUGAUGAUUGGCGUAAUCGACUGUACAUAGUAUUUGAGGGUGAAGAGGGCCAGGACGCUGGAGGUCUCCUUCGGGAAUGGUACACCAUUGUUUCGAGAGAAAUCUUUAACCCUAUGUACGCACUGUUCACGACAUCUCCUGGUGAUCGCGUUACAUACAUGAUUAACCCGAGUUCGCACUGUAACUCAAAUCACCUGAGCUACUUCAAAUUUGUGGGCCGCGUGAUAGCCAAGGCUAUCUAUGACAACAAGCUGCUAGAAUGUUAUUUUACAAGGUCAUUCUAUAAACACAUUCUUGGCAAGCCGGUGAAGUAUACAGAUAUGGAAUCAGAGGACUACGAGUUCUACAAAGGACUUGUGUACUUGCUUGAGCACAACGUUGAAGAACUUGGAACUGAGCUCACAUUUUCACUUGAGGUUCAAGAGUUCGGUGCCAAUUCCAUUAAAGACCUGAAGCCAAAUGGGCGUCACAUUCUGGUCACAGAAGAUACUAAGCAGGAGUACGUCCGCCUUGUCUGUCAGGAAAAGAUGACUGGUGCCAUAAGGCCCCAACUACAGGCGUUCCUGGAAGGUUUUUACGAGAUUAUUCCUAAAUCCUUGAUCUCGAUUUUUAACGAGCAGGAACUUGAACUACUCAUCUCAGGUUUGCCAAGCAUCGAUAUCGAUGAUCUCCGCUUAAAUACGGAGUAUCACAAAUAUCAGCCGGGUUCUUUACAAAUUCAGUGGUUCUGGCGAGCACUUCGUAGCUUUGAACAAGCGGACCGCGCAAAGUUUUUGCAGUUUGUCACCGGUACAUCAAAGGUACCACUCCAAGGUUUUGCCUCUUUAGAGGGCAUGAAUGGCGUUCAGAAAUUCCAGAUUCAUCGAGACGACCGAUCGACUAGUCGGCUACCUUCCGCGCAUACCUGCUUCAACCAGCUAGACCUUCCUGCAUACGAGACAUAUGACAAGCUGAAAGCAAUGCUUCUCAAAGCCAUUCGUGAGUGCUCGGAGGGUUUCGGCUUUGCCUAAGACGACCCUUCGCUCUGAAAACCGCUUUGUCAUCGACGACCAACCAACAACUGGAUAUAUACUCUUAAACUACGGGUGAAGUAACAGGAUCCGUUACAUCAUUUCGCUAAUUGCCGUUGCUACCGCGAUGCCUACACGGAAGGAACCCGACUGGUUUUUUUUAGAAGAAUUAUACGGCAAUAUUUCGCGUUGAUUAACUGCAGCGUUAUGAAAACUGCUGUUAUAGUGAUGGUUUCUUGACUGACCACAUUUCUAGUUCUAUAAAAAUCAGGGACUUCAAUGAUGGGGGAAGUGGUAUGGUAACUAUUUUAAGUUUACAGAAUGCAUUAUUCAAGGGCGAUCGUUAGAAUUAAUCUGUAAAGUUGAUUGAAUGGCGCCGAAGUCAAACUCCACUUGGCUUCUCUUUCGGGCUCUAUAUCGAUAAGGUAUGUCUAUCAGUCGAUAGAAGUACACACACUGACAUCAGAAGGUAAUGAAAUAUUGGCUAUGGCUGUAGUAGUAAAAAUGUGUGGGGGCUAUAUAAUAUGACCACAGGUCGUGCCGACAGCAGACGCGAUAUGUACGAAUAUUAUGACGUAAGAUAGAAGAUGAGAAACAGUGCUAAGAUCAAGGACACCUGUAGUGUGGCGCUGUGGUAUAGAGAUGUCCAGAUUGGAGCUCAGAAUAUUAUCAAGACAAUGGAGUACUAUAAAACGGAUUUCUGAAUUUAUUGUCGAGAAAAAGAAGGGCGAACCAAUGAGUGAGUGUACAUUUGUGUAAUAUUAUUAAUAAUAAUAUUAAGUACGAUUGCUAUUGAUACUAUGAUUAUUCCAUCUGCGCGCGGUUAAUAGGUUAAUAGGUGAUAAUUAUCCUUUAACUGAUCUAUAAUACAAUAAGGCCCUAAGAAUUAUGAUCUAUAAUACAAUAAGGCCCUAAGAAUUAUGAUCUGUAAUACAAUAAGGCCCUAAGAAUUAUGAAGAUGAUGAAUGAUAUCACGAUGUCCGGUUGCUUAAUAUACGAAAUAUGGUUUGGACUUGAUGAUCGCUAAUGAAUGGGCCCGUAUUCCCUCACCACCGAUAAAUUGUCAGUAAUUGGUAGUAAGGGUAAGAUAUGUUCCCUGACUACCACUAAGUACUGAUAUUCAAUUAUGUGGCAUCGCUGAAUGCCCUAAUCGGUUGGUACAAGCAACAUAUAACGGCUUUGUAUGAAAGAAAAAGGAGACAAGCGGAAACAUACCAUCGAUGAUUUAAUGGGGGUUAGUUCCCAUCAAUAUGUAGAGCUAAUGGCACCUUACUGAUUUGUAGUAGAUUGUUGGCCAUCGUGGAUGACUGGAAGAGACUAGCAUAGAAAUGGCUCGUUGCUGAAUGGCCAGCAAACAGGACUAAUUAUUAAUACACACAUAGUGUUUCUGCAUGAAUGUAUGAACCUUUCAGUAAGGAGUCCGAUAACGGCAGAGGAUGCGAACACGAAACGAAAAACUAAGUGGUUCAGCCACUAUUUCGAAAAAAGCUGCCUGUUCGAACGGUAACAUUUGAACACAGUGAUGAAUAAACAUGCUUAUUAUAACAUGCAUAAAUUUGAAAUAUAAAUAUUAGCUAUUUUUUAUCUUCUUUGAAUCAGAAAUAUUAUGUAAAUCUACAGAGCUAUUGCAAGCGAAUACUUGUAGCAGUUUACCGCUUGGAAUUUGGGAGGGGUGCUAAAUUUUCGCUGAGGUCGAAGAUUGUUUCCUAUCCAGAUGGAUUCUGGGCUAAAAUCUAACUACAAUGGAGCGAUUUGCAGCAAAAUCAGUACACCAUUUCUCAGGCAUCAAAACAACAUAUUGUCCCGAUUUCUCUUGAAAGGUAGGUUAGCUUCCCAGGAUUUUUUUUUAUUACGGUAUAACAUACUGUCAGAAUUCUCUUGAAUGAGUAUGGGCAUGAUUGUUGGUUGAGUAUGGGGAAGUUAUUGUGAAUAAGAAAGAGAGAUAAAAAUUAGUGAGGAACCGUUCAGGAAAAUGCUGGUCAAAAUUCAACUUCAAUUUUCCUGAACGGUUCCCCUUCUUCGAUCUUCAUAUCUUUCUGACGCAUGUUAAUUUGAUCAUCCCAAUGUUCAAGUAAGGGAAUUUUGACAGCAUGUUGUAGCGGGAAGCUGGAAAGCUAAUCUACCUUUCAAGAGAAUUCAGACGAGGGUCACCCCGAUUAGAUUGGCCUGUGAAAAGUACUUAGUCCAGUAGUAAUAAAUGAGAAAAAUAGAAUUCUUUAUUUUCGUCGGUUUUAAAUAUUUCUUUCCUCUUCCUUCUAAAAAUGCUUGUGAUGAACGGUGGCAGAUAUUUGUGUUCUUGUGAACUCUGUUUUUUUCAGGUUCAAACUCUGUUUACGAUCAGUGCCUUCGGUAGUUUUACUCAGAAUCUAUGUUAAUAGAGUUCCAAAUAAUGCAUUUUCAGAUAGGUAUUUGCUUUAUCCUAAGUUAAUUACUGGAAUUAUUUUUACCGCAUCUCAAUUUAUUUCACAAUGCAACAGGUUAUAUAAGGGAGGCAACGGCUAUGUGUGUUACCAAUAAUUUUGUAUGAAAGAGUCAGUCAUUCAAUAAACCUAAGGGGAAGGGAAAAUGCGCUGCUUCUUAAAAACGGCUGUAAUUAUGGCUC